Molecule: messenger RNA, 826 nt
Organism: Pelodiscus sinensis (Chinese soft-shelled turtle)
Lineage: Eukaryota; Metazoa; Chordata; Testudines; Trionychidae
Source: RefSeq, a predicted model, not a curated record
ACAUGUGAAGGUGGAUGUUCCUGAUAAACUAGGAUUUACUGCUCUGAUGGUUGCUUCGCAGAAAGGAUAUGAUGGACUUGUGAAAAUACUGGUAGAGCAUGGAACAGAUGUAAACGAGAAGAAUGGAAGUGGAAAGGACAGCCUAAUGUUAGCUUGUUUUGCUGGUCACCUGGAUAUUAUUAAAUAUCUCAAAGAACAAGGAGCUUCUUGGAAAGUCAGAGAUCUGGGAGGUUGUACAGCUUUGCACUGGGCUGUGGAUGGAGGACAUUGUGAAGUUAUUGAAUGGCUGAUUAACGAUGGCUGUCAGGUAGAAGUUAAAGACACAUGCUUAGAAUGGACACCGUUGAUGAGAGUUUCUGCAGUAACAGGGAAUAAGGAUGUGGCAUCUCUUUUAAUUGAUGCAGGAGCAGAUGUGAAUGUGAAAGAUAAAGAUGGCAAGACACCUUUAAUGGUGGCAGUAUUAAAUAAUCACGAGGACCUGAUUCAGUUGCUGCUGGAAAAAGGAGCAGACCCUACUGUUAAAAAUGAGUAUGGCAAGGGUCUCCUAGAAAUGGCUAGAGGUUUUCACAGACACAGUGUGGUCACCAUGUUAGAAGAAAAGAUGAGACAAUUACGUGACAACACCAAUCUUCCUCCACCGACUCUUGAGUCACAGGCACGUGAGGCAACUAAAUAAAAGAAAAGGAGUGUUUUUCUACCAAUAAGGUGAAAACAUGAAGACUGGCCUUCAGUUAAGCACUAGAACUCCUUUGUUUUACUUUAUAUUGGUCAGUUGUUACAGAUUCUUGGACACUCAUUAAAAUGUGUAGCUCUGCUUCCUCUUGAA